AUGUUCGAGGCACGACUUGUCCAAGCCUCAAUCCUGAAGACGAUGCUGGAGGCGCUGACAGACCUGAUGACAGAAGCUCAAUGGGAUGUUAGCUCAUCGGGCAUUUCAUUACUGAGUAUGGCAGUGUGUGACAAUUCACACAGUUCACUUGUGCAACUGACUCUCAAAAGUGACGGAUUCGACACGUACAGAUGUGACCGCAAUCGCGCAAUGGGGGUCAACGUGAGCCGCAUGUCCGCAAUCCUCAAGUGUGCCGGGAAUGAAGACGCCGUUACGCUCCGUGCUGAAGACGAUGCCGACGUCCUGACCCUCGUCUUCGAGACGACCAAUCAGGAGAGAGUGUCAGACUGUAAGCUGGCACUGAUGGACUUGGAUGUGGAUCAGCUGGGUGUUCCGGAGCAGGAGUACAGCUGCGUUGUUACGAUGCCCUCUGCUGAGUUCGCCAGGAUCUGCCGCGACCUGUCGCUGAUCGGAGACGCCGUCGCGAUCUCCUGUGCCGGGGACGGCGGCGUUCAAUUCUCAGCCGCCGGCGAGUUUUGCUCCGUCAACAUCAAGUUGCCCCCGACCAGCGGCAGCGAGGAGGACGAAACGGUAACUAUUGAGAUGAAGGAGCCAGUGCAGCUCGUCUUUGCCCUGGACUACCUAAACAUCUUCACCAAGGCCACUCCGCUAUCCAAAACCGUCACCCUCAGCAUGUGCGCAGAUUUCCCCCUUGUGGUGGAGUACGAGAUUGCAGACAUGGGUCACGUCAAAUACUACUUGGCCCCGAAGCUCAACUACGAGGAGCAGGAGCCCCCAGUUGACGAGGAGGAGCCCCCGGUCGACCAGAAUUCCCUGAUCGCAGAAUGUUAUGCUUAG
Engraulis encrasicolus (European anchovy) is the source of this 858-nucleotide messenger RNA. Its product is annotated as proliferating cell nuclear antigen-like. The record is from RefSeq and is a predicted model, not a curated record. NCBI's taxonomy places the organism in Eukaryota, Metazoa, Chordata, Actinopteri, Clupeiformes, Engraulidae. The transcript has a single exon. Gene Ontology annotation, molecular function: DNA binding; DNA polymerase processivity factor activity. The coding region runs from base 1 to 858 and encodes 285 amino acids. Gene Ontology annotation, biological process: leading strand elongation; translesion synthesis; regulation of DNA replication. Gene Ontology annotation, cellular component: PCNA complex.